Hyaloscypha bicolor E is the source of this 1160-nucleotide messenger RNA. RefSeq lists its product as uncharacterized. NCBI's taxonomy places the organism in Eukaryota, Fungi, Ascomycota, Leotiomycetes, Helotiales, Hyaloscyphaceae. The record is from RefSeq and is a predicted model, not a curated record. The coding region runs from base 63 to 956 and encodes 297 amino acids. The transcript has a single exon.
GGGACGGAAUUGAAGGCGGUAGCCAAUUUUCACUUCAGUUUCUAUCGGCCUACGUGCUGAAGAUGAAAAGAACUCAUCUGGCUAUGGAUUCACAAGGUGCAUUGGGCCAGGCUCAGGGAUGGACCUUUGAAUCAUGCUUUAAUCAGCUCAUAGGUUGUGCCAAACUUUUCGAUAAUAAAGGGUCGAAUGACCCUGGAGACGACACCCAGGAUCAUGGGGACGACACCUACUUUCAAAUCUUGGAUGAGUGCAGAAGGAUCUGUGAAACUCCAAGUCUGAGCCAGGACCAAAAUCUAAUCAAUCGCUGCUUCAAAGAGUACGUGGGAAAGAAUGUGCUGCAGAGCUGGGGAUCAAAUUACUUUUUACCAUGGGAUUUCUUAUCGGUGUCAGCAAAGCAUGGCUUGGGGAAAUACAUCCGCAUGACACUUGUGAGGACCGGCAUCGACCCUAAUAAUAGAGUUAAGAUUAUGCACGAGCUUAUCGUAUCUGACGAUACGGGAGAUUUCGCCGUGGCGGGGCAAAUUAUUGGUCACCUCCUCUCUCACGCCCUCAGUCUGCCUGGAAUAUUCGGCAAAUCGAUCUUCGCCAUGUCGGCAUGGGAGACUUUCCUGCACUGUGCAGUUCGUCUAAAGAAGGCUGGGCACCAGAUUGACGAUAUCGCAAUCCUCUUGGAAACGAUGCCUCGUUUUAAACGCCAGGUUCACGAGCGAGACCAAGUACUCUUCCUCACUUAUGAUCCCAAACAGCUGCGUCCCUGCCUUGCUCCUUUUUGGCAAGGGAGCACAGGGGAGGUCCUGUCUGGAUUAUUGGAACUGCCCGAAUCCGUCAUUGUCCCGCUAAUUGGUAUCCGGAGAGUUGAUGGAAGUAGCACUUACUUCCCAGAAAUUCCGGAGCCAGGGUUAUGGAAAGUCGAGGCGAGAAUCGAAGACGGCGAUUUCUUCGGGGGCUUGGAUUAGGAAUGGUCUCUAAAGAAGGUGUGAUUAAGCUCUGAUUGCAAACCAGACCAGCUUUAUUUUGAUUUACAAAAGGAUCGGCGGAAAGGGAUCAAACGGUGGAUGGUAGCCGACCAUACCUUUUUUACAAGCUAGUCCAGAAGGGUUUCCUGCGCCUGGCUGCAUGAGUUCGCACUUCUGCAUCUCAUUUCGCCAUGACUUCCCCAA